Sarcophilus harrisii (Tasmanian devil) is the source of this 889-nucleotide messenger RNA. RefSeq names its product O-6-methylguanine-DNA methyltransferase (gene MGMT). The transcript is spliced from 5 exons. Gene Ontology annotation, molecular function: methylated-DNA-[protein]-cysteine S-methyltransferase activity. The record is from RefSeq and is a predicted model, not a curated record. Gene Ontology annotation, biological process: DNA repair. The coding region runs from base 39 to 596 and encodes 185 amino acids. Lineage: Eukaryota; Metazoa; Chordata; Mammalia; Dasyuromorphia; Dasyuridae. Gene Ontology annotation, cellular component: nucleus.
UAAAGGGAUUUUCCCAGAGUCACAGGUUGCUGAAGACAAUGGGAAGCACCUGCAGAAUGACAUACACGGUUUUGGAAAGCCCUUUGGGAAAGAUAGAGAUCUCGGGAUGUGAAGCCGGAGUACACAGAGUAAAGCUUCUGGGGAAAAUGUCUCCAAGACCUGACAGCCAGAAGGUCGCCUCGUCCAGGGACAGCCGUGAGAGUCCGGCGGAAACCACCGCUGCGCUGGCCCAGUGCGCUGCCUGGCUCGAGGCCUACUUCUGCGCUCCCGAGCUGGUGAAGGACCUCCCUCUGCCGCCUUUGCAUCACCCCCUGUUCCAGCAAGACUCCUUCAGAAGGCAGGUGCUAUGGAAGCUGAUGACGGCCGUGAAGUUUGGGGACACCGUUUCUUACCAGCAGCUCGCCGCCCUCGUGGGCAAGGGCGGAGCCGCCAGAGCCGUGGGGGGAGCCAUGAGGGACAACCCGGUCCCCAUCAUCAUCCCGUGCCACCGAGUGAUCCUCAGCAGCGGAAAACUGGGCAACUACACGGGAGGAGUGGCCGUGAAGGAGUGGCUCCUGGCCCACGAGAAGCGCCUGAAAGGGAAAUGGACCAACUGAGGCGGCCUGGCCCGGCCCGGGGAGGCUACACUGGCGGGCGCUCCUCCGAGGCAGCGGGCCUGCCCAGGGUGGCAGCUAAACAAGCGGGCAUGUGCCCCCUAGGCUGGCAUCCCCAGCUCUGUUUGUGUUCUGCUUAAAUGUUCAUUAUAGCAUGCUUAAGGGAAUAGGAAGGGCCUGAGGUGCCCCUGCCCCUUGAAAGAAGCACCUUGCUUGCCAGGCGGGCAGUGGGCAUCAGAAGCCCCCCAGUUUGUGCCAGGGGGCCACUUUGGGAGAAAUAAAGCUUUCUGUAAGCA